This is a messenger RNA of Harpegnathos saltator (Jerdon's jumping ant), 2865 nucleotides long. Its product is annotated as nucleoporin NUP2. The coding region runs from base 388 to 2643 and encodes 751 amino acids. Gene Ontology annotation, cellular component: cytoskeleton. The transcript is spliced from 22 exons. The record is from RefSeq and is a predicted model, not a curated record. NCBI's taxonomy places the organism in Eukaryota, Metazoa, Arthropoda, Insecta, Hymenoptera, Formicidae.
CGCAUUGAAUACACGCGCGCGUGUCAACGAAUUCGCGUGAUAGCUCCCGCUUCAGGUCUGUACGCGAGGCAAGCUACUUACAGGCGCUUGCGUUCUUCCACGGUUCUUCCAAUCACUGCAAAAGGUGGGGACUUGUGAUUCCGGGAAACUGGCGCAUGCCGUGAUACCUUGAUGUUUAGUCUUCAGUCGCAGGUAGACGCGUCUCAGGUGCGCAUCCGUGCAGAUAUCUCCAGGUGUUACAGGCAUUCCGAGAGCGUGACGUUAUUAUUAUCAGCUCUCUAAAUUCAGUGAAUUCUCAGCUCUUUCCGACGACGUUCUCACAGACCUCCUCCUCCUCCUCGAACCGCGCAACCUGCGAUAGCAAGAUAUAGAGAAGAAGCAAGCAACAUGGUCGGCAUGACACAAAGACCCUGGACACCCACGAAACGACGAGGCCCGAUUGCCGCCGAAUAUAGCAGUCCGGGACCAGCCUGCGUGACUUUACCACCACUGAUCGGAAAAACCGUUCCAGAUUCCAAACGGGAGAGAGCGCCAGCAUUUUCCUUUGGUAGCAGACAUUCGGCGAAAGACAAUAGCCCGGGACCUGGCCCUGGGCAAUACAAUGUUUCUGGACUUAGCGCAAAAGGGAAGGAUGCCGCACCUGCCGCGUCGUUGCACGGCCGAACGAAAUCAACGAAACCGGAAGUAACUCCCGCACCCGGCGAUUAUAAUCCACAAAAAGCGGAGAAGAUCAUUCAAGACAGCUCCCCGAAAUAUUCCUUUGGAGUUAAAACGCAAAUUGAAAAGAUUAGCUGUACGCCCGCACCGAGCGACUAUCGCACGGAAAUCGUGAAUCUCUACAAAGCGGCAGCGUACACUUUUGGCGUAAAAGCUGUGUCGGAAAGACCGAGUGAUGUGCCCGCUCCAGGUACUUAUCAUCCCGAAAAAACAAGACUGGACAGUGCGCCGCAGUUCACGUUCGGAUUUAGAACGCCGCUCGACAAAACGAGCGACACACCAGCACCCGGAGCAUACAGUCCGGAGAAAGUGAACCUCGAGAAAGGCCCGCAGUACAGUUUGACUGGCAAGGGUCGGGAGGAGAAGUGUAACGGAACGCCAGCACCAGGUGCCUAUUGUCCCGAGAAGGUGAGACUGGACACGUCGCCUCAGUUUAGUUUCGGUCUAAAAUCUGCAGUGGAGAAGCCAAACGAAACACCAGCGCCUGGCACGUACAGUCCUGAGAAGGUAAACUUGAACAGAGGGCCGCAAUAUAGCUUGAGUGGUAAAGGCCGUGACGAGAAACCCGCUGACACUCCAGCGCCCGGAGUAUAUCGCCCGGAGAAAGUGAAAUUGGAUACUACACCGCAAUAUAGUUUUGGAAUUAGGCCCCAACUGAAUAAACCCAGCGACACACCAGCACCUGGAACCUACAGUCCGGAAAAAGUGAAUUUAGAUAAAGGGCCGCAGUACAGUUUGACCGGCAAGGGACCCGCUGAGAAACCAGUCGACACCCCAGCGCCGGGCACAUAUUCUCCUGAAAAGGUCAGAUUGGAUAAUACACCGCAGUACACUUUUGGACUCAGACCUGCUCUGGAUAAACCCGCUGACACGCCAGCGCCUGGCGCAUAUUCUCCAGAGAAAGUUAAAUUAGAUGUCACUCCUCAGUACAGUUUCGGGAUCAGGCACGCUCCGGAUAAACUCAGUGAUACACCAGCACCUGGAGCUUACAGUCCCGAGAAAGUAAAUUUGGACAAAGGGCCACAAUAUAGUCUGACUGGCAAAGGCUCUGCAUUGAAAUCUGACGAUGUCCCUGCACCUGGCACGUACAGUCCUGAGAAAACCAAUAUGAACAAAGGGCCACAGUAUAGUCUAACUGGGAAGGGAACACUAGAAAAAUUGAACGACAAUCCCGGCCCUGCCGAUUACAAACCAGAGAAAGCUCUAAAUCUGGAGCAUAAGCCCUAUUUCAGCUUUGGUAAUAGAACACCCCUUCAUAAGUCUCACGAUACACCAGGCCCCGGUUGCUACAAUCCGGAGAAAGCUCAACACUUGGAACAUAAACCCUAUUUCAGUUUCGGUAACAGAACACCAUUGUAUAAAGCUAACGAUACACCAGCUCCUGGCACGUACAGCCCCGAGAAAGUAAACAUGUCCAAGUCGCCCGAGUACAGUUUCGGUUCUAAAACCGAGAUACGCGAGAGAAAUCACAUACCAGGCCCUGGCGAGUACAGCCCGGAGAAAGCUAUGCUUUUACUGGAGAAAGCAUUGCAAUUUAGCUUCGGCCUUAGACCGCCCGCGAGCAGGCCAAACGACGUUCCAGCACCGAAUGUUUACAACAUUCCAUCCGCUCUCGGCGGGACUAAGGAGGGAAACAAGAAAGCGGCGCCCGCCUAUUCGAUAUCCGGUAGGCAGAAGGUAUUCACGGACGAUCGUGUUCUCGUGCCUGGGCCGGGAACAUACGAAGCCAUCAAACCGGACUCGGUCAGAGCAAAGAGUCCAGCGUACAGUAUAAGUGCACGUUUCCAGUUGCCCGACGAUCACUCACAGAUUCCAGGACCCGGAGCGCACUACCCGGAAAAGGUUCUUCUCGAUGUUCCUCCUGCGCACACAUUUGGUAUCAGACAUUCGCCGUUUAUUUGUAACUUGAAGGACGCGGUUUAUUAAUUUAUCCAAUUCAAGAUAUGCUUACUUUUUUCAUUGCUUCUGACGUUCCGAUUAACACAUCGUAAAGACGACUCUUUUUUUUUUCCUUUUUUCUUUUUUGGUUUAAGGUCCGUGGUAUACGGAAAAAAAUUGAACAGUAAAUAUUCAGCAGUAAACCAACUUUAACUAUUAGCUUUUAUAUUGUAUAUCGCAAAAUAUAGUUGAUUAAAGAUUAACAUGACA